UAUGUAUUGUAAUUGUAAACUUAUUUUGUUAUUAGUGUGAAUUAUGCGUUCUAAAAAAUUAUUAUUAUUUUUGCCUGAUGUAUUUUGUACGUUUCUAUAACUAAUUCUUAUUAGAUAUCAUAAAAAAGUGUGUUAACGACUGUGUUUACAAUUGAUAACAAUUUUAUCAAUUGACAAUGUUUGACGUUUGUAUGUUAUCUAACCUCACUCCCGUACGCAAAUCUUAAAAUUACGACACGACCAUGGCUUAUGACUUAAAACAAGAAGAAGAAGUCAAGGAAUACAUUGAGAACCUUGGCAUCGAGUAUCGUUUCGGUUGUUAUAAAGAAAAGAAGCCGGAAGUAUGUCACUUAUUGGGAGAUUAUCUCGAAGCUAUUAAAAAAGACUUUAACAAGGCAGCGAAAGUAUUUAAAAGUAACUGCCUGGAUUAUAACUUCGGAAAAUCAUGUCUGAAGAUCGGGAAUUACACUUUGGUUGGAAAAGGGAACGAAAAGGGCGAUCCUGCAGAAGCUCUAACCUAUUUCGAAAAGGGUUGUAGUUUGAACGAACCUGGGGCAUGUUUGCAUGCUGGCAUGCUCCUCACCGCCACAGGACCUAAUAUUAACAUUAAAAGAGAUGUACCACGGGGGUACAACUACUUAAAGAAGAGUUGCGACAGCAAUGAUGAUAUGGCAUGCCACUAUCUCUCCGGAAUGUACAUGACAGGGGUCCCAAAAAAUGUAGCUGAUUUCAACCCCCAUAGACCGGAAAAAAAUAAAAACAUUGAUUUCCUAAUAAAACCUGAUAUGAAACAGGCAUUUACUUUUGCAAAGAAAGCAUGUGAAUGUGGCAACAUGUAUGCUUGUGCUAAUGUGAGUAUGAUGUACAAAAAAGGUGAUGGAGUUGAGAAAAACGAAACAGAAUCUAAACGGUAUUUUGAAAUUGCACAGACGCUGCAAAAGGCACAUGAAACUACUAAAGAGAUCAAGUUUCAACAAGGUUUAGAUGGAAAAUAAUGAUUUAGUAAUUUUACAGCAUUUAUUAGCAUGAACAGUAUAUUUGUUAUCUGUAAAGCUUUAGUAGGCGAAGAUUUUUAUUUUAAUUAUUAAAUUAUUGUUACAA
Manduca sexta (tobacco hornworm) is the source of this 1101-nucleotide messenger RNA. RefSeq names its product cytochrome c oxidase assembly factor 7 homolog (gene Coa7). Gene Ontology annotation, molecular function: protein binding. The coding region runs from base 243 to 995 and encodes 250 amino acids. Gene Ontology annotation, cellular component: mitochondrial intermembrane space. Lineage: Eukaryota; Metazoa; Arthropoda; Insecta; Lepidoptera; Sphingidae. The record is from RefSeq and is a predicted model, not a curated record. The transcript is spliced from 2 exons.